AUGCUUGCCCCCAGCUCUGCUCUGAUGUUGGAGCAGGGCUGGCAAACAAGAGGGGCAAGAGGAAGCCUCCAGAACCUGAAGAAAUUUAAUAACCAGGACUUCAACCAGCUGCGAGCCUUGUGCCUGAGCCAAGGACUGCUUUUUGAGGAUGCCACCUUCCCCGCUUACGUCAGUUCCAUUGGUCCCAACCUGCUCCCAGCGGAUAAACUGUGGCAAAUACAAUGGAAGAGGCCAACUGAAUUUCAGAGAAAUCCUUAUUUGAUCACAGAUGGAGUUAGCAGAUUUGAUAUCAAGCAAGGAGAAAUAGGUGACUGCUGGAUGCUGGCUGCCCUGGGCUCCCUGACACUGCAGAAGCAAUUUUUGGAAAAUAUUUUACCAAAGGACCAAGGAUUCCAGGAUGAUUAUGCUGGGAUUUUUCAUUUCAGGUUCUGGCAAUAUGGAGACUGGGUGGAUGUAGUGAUAGAUGACCGACUGCCAUUCCUAAAUGGAAGAUACCUGUCUGUACACCCUCGAACGUCAAAUGAAUUCUGGCCAUCCUUGCUGGAAAAAGCAUAUGCCAAGUUUCGGGGCUCCUACCAGAACUUGCAUGGAGGUUACCUUUCUGAUGCUUUAGUAGACCUCACAGGUGGCAUCCAAAUGCAGUUUUCAUUGAGGGAUCCCCCUCCUGAUCUGGAGGAGAUACUGAAAGCAGCUGACAAAUCUCAGUGUCUGAUGGGAUGUAGCACCUCAGGCCAGCCGAGGAGGAACAUAGAGUUGGGGAAUGGGAUUGUACAGGGUCACGCCUACACUGUCACAGGAGCUGUGAAGAUACGCUACAAGAAUGGCUGGAAACAUAUCAUCAGAAUCUGGAAUCCGUGGGGCCAUGGGGAGUGGAAGGGGCCCUGGAGUGAUAACUCUCCUCAGUGGGACCAUGUUGAGCCUAAAUGGAGGGAAGCCCUCCUCAGAGACAAGGAUGAUGGAGAAUUCUGGAUGUCCUGUGAAAACUUCCAGGAGCAGUUUUCCUGGCUGUAUAUAUGUAACAGUACCCCAGCGUUUCUGGACUUUGGAGAUCAGCACUGCACGACGUGGUCUAUGGAAAGGCACGUCAGCCUGUGGAGUCCAGUCCUUGCCACAGGCAGGAACAACUAUUCCCCAGGUGCAGUUUCAACGAACCCUCAGUAUUUUUUCAAAGUGCCGGAUUAUGCCCCAAACACCUAUAAUGUAGUCAUUUCACUCAUGCAAAAACAUGCUAAGGGUAUGCAGGAUGCAAAAAACCUGAAGAUUGGCUUUUUUAUCACCAUGGAGAACUCUGAAGUUCUGAAACAAAAUUUUUCUGUGACUCGAGAUGUGACCAACUACUUUAUCUUGAGCCCAGGAACAUAUGGUGUCGUUCCUGCUACAACAGAGGACCAAGAAUUUGAAUUUCUCUUACGAAUUUUCACAAAGAAUCAAGACCACAACAAGAACCCAAACUCCCUGCCCAGCCCAGUGCUGCCGAUGGAUGGAUCAAGACAGAACCAGGACAGCUCCUAUAAGGCUGUCUUCCUAAGAUACGCUAAGCAGGGCUCAGCUAUUGAUGCCUCGCAGCUGCAACAGCUCCUUAAUGAAGUGAUCCUGCAAGAUGAAAUGACCAGCCUGGGAGGAAGAUUCAGCUUCGAUUCAUGCAGAGGCAUUUUAGCUCUGAUGGAUCUCAACUCGAACGGACAGCUCACACUGCAGGAGUUCGGGAGCCUCUGGCGAAGUCUCACUAAGUACAUGGAUAUCUUCAGCAAGGAAGACAGAAAUCAUUCUGGAUUUCUUGAUGUGUCUGAACUGAAAAGCGCAAUAGAGAGAGCAGGUCUGGCCGCUAACGAGCAGCUCCUGCGCCUGAUGACCUUGCGGUAUGGCGAUGCUGCCAGGAGAAUCGGCUUCUCUGACUUUGUGUAUUGCAUGCUGCGCCUUGAAACCGUGACCCGUGAGUCUCAGCGCCAGGGCCUGGGGACGUGGCAGCAGGGGAGCUUGCAAAGUCAGACUGGGGGCAGCGGCAGGAGAUGCGUUUCAAAACUUAGCAGAGGGCGGAUCACAAAUUUUGAUGACGGCAAUGGAGCUCGGCCUGUCCCCGACAGCUGCCACAAAGCCACCUCAGAGCAAGCCCCUGCCUUGAGAGGAGAGAGGGGUCCUCGGGGGGCAGCUGCCAGCAACCGCAAUGAGAACAGCCGCUGCUCUUCACAAAAUGACCUGAGAGGAAAGGUGGAUUGA
Molecule: messenger RNA, 2217 nt
Organism: Haliaeetus leucocephalus (bald eagle)
Lineage: Eukaryota; Metazoa; Chordata; Aves; Accipitriformes; Accipitridae
Gene: CAPN13
Product: calpain 13
Exons: 20
Coding region: 1-2217 (738 amino acids)
Biological process (GO): proteolysis
Cellular component (GO): cytoplasm
Molecular function (GO): calcium-dependent cysteine-type endopeptidase activity; calcium ion binding
Source: RefSeq, a predicted model, not a curated record